Messenger RNA from Gambusia affinis (western mosquitofish), 2283 nucleotides. RefSeq names its product mucin-17-like. Lineage: Eukaryota; Metazoa; Chordata; Actinopteri; Cyprinodontiformes; Poeciliidae. The record is from RefSeq and is a predicted model, not a curated record. Bases 40 to 1617 code for a protein of 525 amino acids. The transcript has 12 exons.
AACUUCAUUUCUUUUUCUGGAAAGCUUCACUGUGUCACCAUGUUGUCGUCUGUGUUGCUGCUGCUGCUCAUCACCGGAGCUCAAGCUGCUUAUUAUGGUGCGGUCAUUACCAACUCUUUUGGAGACAUUCAGCCCUUUGUACUAACCUAUAACUUCAUAGAGAGCGGCAGCUCAUGUCAAGAGGUCGACAUUUGGCAUUGUGGUGGAAACUGUACCACUCCACCAUUUUAUGCAAUUGAUGAGAGCAGGAAUGAAUGGUGCCAAAAAACUGAAGUUCGUAUUUACACUACCUACGGCCCAAGAACAUUUGCAUACCAACAUUCGGUUGGUUCUUCAAACUGGAUAGAAAACAGAAAUGGGAUUGUAACACCAUCAUUAAAAAUAAGCAACGACUUCAGAAACCGUUCUGACAUCAGCAAACCGAACUCAACACCCCAGACCACCAUCCUCCCUCUAGUCAGAGUUCCUUCAAACUGUCAGAGAAACAUCAACCUGCUGAUCUCUGAUCCGGAUGGAGACGACAUUCGAUGCAGAUAUGCAGCUGGUCCAGAGUGUAACAUCUGCACUCCUCCAUCUGUCCUCAGUCUUUCAUCAUCUUGUUCUCUGUCAUUCAGUCCCACUAACAGCAGUGCUGAAGGUCCGUAUGCGGUUCAGAUGAUGGUGGAGGAUUUUCCCAGACAGACCAUCACUCUGACUGAUGGCAAUACCGGUGUACAGGAAGUGAAAACCACCAGCAUCGCCAUCGGCAGCAUCCCUUUCCAGUUUGUUUUCAGAGUGGAUCCUGCAGCUCCGUCCUGCACAGCAGGUGAAUUUCUGCCCAGGUUUCUGCCUCCAACUCCUGAACAUGGAGUUCAGAUCCUCAUCAAUGUUAACCAGUCUCUGAAAAUCAGCAUCAGAUCAGAAGCAAGCCAGGCUGAGAUCACUGAGCUCCUGUUCAGCGGACCGCCAGGUGUAACCAAGAAUUCAUCAGGAUCAGGAAACUUCACCCUAACAUGGAGACCAAUUGCUGGUGACGGAGGACUGAACUAUCCUCUCUGCUUCGUUGUCCAAGCAAAUUCCUCUGGCUCUGUGUACCAGUCUGACCUUCGAUGCGUCUUUGUGACGACUGGGAACACAACUGUUUCCCACCCGAAUACAACUACACCUCCACCAACUACAACUGCAACUACAACCAACCAACCAACCACAACAACUACAGAGAACCAAACCGCUGUCCAAACUACAGCAGCUACAACUCCAACUGCAACUACAACUACAACUACUACUACUCCAAAUACAACUAUAACUACUACUACAGCUCCAACUACUACUACUACACCAAUCCCCACUGUAGCUUCCACAAACCAAACGACUCUGCAAACCAUUGUAACUCCACCUCCAACCACUACAACCCCCUCCACCUUGGCUUCAACCAAAGCAAACGUAACAACCUCGGCUCCAGGACCUCAAUAUAUUAUCGCUCUGAACAUGAAAAUCUCCACCACGCUGUCGAUGAAGGAUAAUUCUGAUUACAUCUUGGCUCUGAUUAAAAGCAAACUGAUUGAGAAAGGGCUGCCUUCGGACAUAAGUCUCCGCCUCCUGAGCAGCGGUCUAGUGGCCGUCACAUCGAGCCCCUAGAGGAACAUCACGAAGAACUGACUGAUCGCUACAGGAAAAUAGAUUCAGAAGACAUAAAUAUCUUUUUUUAGGGGUGAUUUUAAAAAAAUAUAUCUUUUUGUGUUUGUAAAACCAUCAAUAAUUUCUGGUUGUAAGAAAAUAUAAUAAUAUGAUUCCACAUAUAGACAUGAUUUUUCUGUAAUUUCUUGAUGAAUUGUGGAUUUUAUGUUAAAAAAAAUAUGUAUUUGUAUGCAAUAAAAUGAUAAAUAACAUUUGUUUCUGAAACACCAUUGAAAUAUAGCAGGUAAAUAUAGCAAUAUGUUUCCAUAUGCACAUGAAUAUCUGAGAAUACUUUGGUAAUUUUGGGGGUUAAAGAGGAUUUAAUCUAUGAACCUGAGAAAAGCUUGAUCUUAUUCUGCAUGCAAACAUUUACUUCUGAAAAGUUUUGCCAGCUUAUUCAUAAAAUACAGAGUUUCAUUUAAUUAGUUAGUUUUGCCUGGUGAGGUAAAAUGACAGCUAACGAAUACUUAUCAAAGAAGAAUUUCAUCUAGAGACAACUGAAUAUAGAAUGCACUUCAGGAUACAGAGAAAAAUCAGUUACUAGUUGGAGUUGGAGUUGUAUGGUUUAUAGGGUGAGUGCCGGGUUAAGUUGGAACUGAAGCCAGGAGAUCCAGGAAGAAUGGUCGG